Malassezia globosa CBS 7966 is the source of this 612-nucleotide messenger RNA. RefSeq lists its product as uncharacterized. NCBI's taxonomy places the organism in Eukaryota, Fungi, Basidiomycota, Malasseziomycetes, Malasseziales, Malasseziaceae. The record is from RefSeq and is a predicted model, not a curated record. Bases 1 to 612 code for a protein of 203 amino acids. The transcript has a single exon. Gene Ontology annotation, molecular function: polynucleotide 5'-phosphatase activity. Gene Ontology annotation, biological process: polynucleotide 5' dephosphorylation; 7-methylguanosine mRNA capping. Gene Ontology annotation, cellular component: mRNA capping enzyme complex.
AUGUCCAUGAGGCAACAUCGCGUGUAUAACAAGCUACUGAAUGAGCUUGUGGCUUACAGUGCCCAACUGCCUCCAGUGGAGCAUGUGUCAUAUCGACAUCGAAAAGAGACGGACUCAUUUUACAACGAAAUGUCCGAUACCACGGGCAAGAACGAGCACAUCCGUGUCACGCGCGACACUUCGUCGCAACAGAUCGUACCUAAUGGCAUCGUAAUGAAGCAGCGUGUGGCCGAUCUGAAUGUGUAUUGCCCGAACCAUCCUUACGAUUACAGGAUCAGCAUUAAUACAGAGACCCCCGUGGAAGCGCCCAAAGACAUGAACAUGCCAAAAUUCGUGCGUGAAAAAGACCGCCUGUCGUACGCGCAGCAGAAUUUCCAAGUGGAUCUCACGCAGGUCGUGAUGCCCGACCGGCCAGCCGAGCCCUUGCACGAACUUGAAAUUGAAGUCCGUGACUGUGCCUACCUAAUGCAGUUAGGCUAUGAAGCACAGCAAACCAAGGCUGGUGGUGAACAUGUGUGGACAAAGUUCGAGGAUCAUGUGCUUGUGUUACUCAACAACAUCCGACUAUUGAUCCGUAACAGCAGCUUCGGGGAGCCAAAGGCGCCGCUUUGA